GAUCCGAGAGAUUGCAGGGCAGGGCUUGCAAUCAUGAGUAUUGUAAAGCAUGUAAUUAGUCCAUCAUUAGAUCAAGUGGCACAUAUAUCGGUAAGGCAACUCGGUCUACAACUAGAAAAACCAAUGAAUUAAAAAAAAAAUUUAAGGAAGUUCACGUUAUUUCUUUUAUUAAAGAAGAAACGAGAAUUUUGCAUAUUAGUUUUAGAGUCAAUUUGGUAAACGGCAGAAAUAGAUGACAAAUUAUGUAAAUAGUAAUUGAAAGGAAAAAGGAGAUAUUUUGUUAUUUAGAUUUAUGGUUGAUCAAAAGAAAAGAUUUAUCCUUCAUUUAACUUACAUUGCUAGGUGGAAGCACCGUAGCGUACUGGUUAAGGUUUAAAGGUUUAUACACUCAGGCCUGAGGUUCGAAUACAGACUAUGCAAGUUACAUGAAAUCCAGGUUUCAAAUCCCAGAGAGAAUGAGUUAUUAAACAAUUAUCCAGACUACGAAAGAAAGGUUUACGAGGGAUCUUCAACAUGGUGCAAGUAAAUCUGGUCAGGCGUAGAUUUUAAUAGGACGGCUCAGGUGAUGCAGUUAGACGCAAGUCCUCAUAAACCAGAUAGUAUUGUCGGUUGUCGAAUCGUCUAUGUAAUAUUUUUCAUAUCAUAAUAAAUCAGCGUUAAAAAAAAAACUUACAUUAGUAUUAUUUUAUGUAGAUGACUGAUUCAGUUAUUUAUCAAAUAAACUAUUAAUUAGAACUAAACCCUAGAUCUAACUCUUAAACUCUAUCUUCUAUUUUAACCAUAUAGGCUAUAUAUAUUACCAUAUGUUGUAGCAUAGUAGAAUUAGUAAACCUUUUUAAAAUAUGUGUAUUACAGUUAAGCACGUUUUACUCAACAAGAGUCAGCCGGAAGCUCACCAGAAAAAAAAACAGUUAACGUUGUUGACCAUCGUUUAUACGCAUGCUGGUCAUGAAUUUAUAAUUCAGUUUGACGGAAAUAUGAUUUUACCUGUACAGAUGUAAUGAUGAUUAAGAAAAUAUUCUUAGUGUAAGUGACAAUGUGACAUGCAUGUAGAACUCAAAACACCGGUUUUAGGAUGGCGAACCAAAAACAAAACAAAAAAAGAGUAAAAAUGAUUUUUCUCAAAAAAAAGAACAAAAAUGCUUUAGGAUACUAAGCUAACGAAUUUUCAGUAUAAGUUGAACGAAAAAAAAAAACUCUUUUAUCAAAGUUCAUGAAUGAAAACCAAAUUAAAACAUGAUACAACCUGCAGGGGCUGAGCUAGAAUUUUUUUUUAUUCGGGGCAAACUAUAAAUAAAUAUCUUAAUAAACUGAAUUUUUAACAGAGGCAUUAAUAAAAUUCUUGACAAAAUUACACUAACUUAAAAAGUUUAUGGUGGGGCAAGUGCCCUUUCCAAACUAUAUGUACGUCCGCCACAGGGUACAACUACAAGUCAUCAUAAGUAGGAACAAAGAACCGAAUCUCACGUUCCAAAAAUAAUAGCAUGCGUAAAGGUAAAACGAAAAUAAGAUUUAAAAAGAGGAAAAAUAUCCAUUGCAGAUAGGCUCAUAAUCUAUUAAUCUUAUAUGAUUUGCUUGGGCCAAUCCUAAAAGCCACAAACUCAUUUCACUGUCAAUCAUAUGAUUAGAUGGUGAUGACUGAUGAUCAUCUGAUUUUGCACAUUUCCAUGUGACCCACCUUUUGUAUCUUUAAAAUUCCUCAAAGGGAACUUUAGAAUAAACGAGAGGGUCCACAUAAUGAAUGACCUCUUCUAUUUAAACACACCUCAUUUCAAUUGUUCCACAUAACCAAAUCCAUCAAUUCAAUUAUCUAUCACAUUUCGAGUGUAAACAAAAGUAUACUAAUUAAAUAUGGAUUUCAAUGGUAAUGUAAAUGCUGGUUCUUCCUCUAUAUCAAAAAAGAGUCAUAGGCAAAAGCAGCAACAACCGCAACCUCAGCAACAUACUGAAGAAAUCAAGUAUGUAGGAGUGAGGCGGAGGCCGUGGGGAAGAUACGCAGCUGAGAUAAGAAACCCGACUACAAAAGAGAGGCAUUGGCUAGGUACAUUUGAUACAGCCGAGGAGGCUGCAUUGGCCUAUGAUAGAGCCGCACGGUCUAUUAGAGGCUUGACUGCUCGGACCAACUUUGUCUACUCCGAUAUGCCUCGUGGCUCCUCAGUAACUUCCUUCAUCUCUCCUGAUGAAUCACAACGUUUCAUUUCCGAGUUAUUCAACCCCCCAAGCCAACUAGAAGCUCCUCACAGCAGCAACAACAACAAUCUAUAUUUAUCCGCGAACAAUCAAAACCAAAACUCUAUUGAAUUCGCAUACAGUGGGUGGACACAUGAGUCUGAAUGUGGUUAUCAGUCUAUGAACACUAAUGAUGAGCAUUGUAAUCAUGAGCUUGCACCUCUUCCUCCAAGUACUUGUUCUGGGGCUGAACUUACAAUUCCGGAGACCGAUAGCUAUUGGAAUCUGGCGCAUGCUGGCAUGGAUACGUUUUCCUUUGAGAUCGAUGGCUUUGUGGAUCAAAACAGUCUUGGUGAGAGUGGAACAGAAGGGUUUGGCUCUUCAUCCUCCACAUUCUUCUAUCAAUAAUAGUGAACUGCCCAAGUUUGUGACUUUCUUUUUUAUUGAACAAUCCUUUUGCCUCUUUUAUGGAGUGGAAUGAAAUAUAUCACGUGUUUUUCUCUCUCUUGUAGCGUUUUAUGUUUCUCUAAUAAUUCAACUAAAGAUUUUGUUAUUGUUGCUUAUAAAAUGCAAGGUUUCUUGAUCGCAUGUUACUUUUCCUAACGCCUUACGGUUGUGAGUUAUAACCAGAGGAAAAAAUGCCGUCAUUGUUCAAAGUCUCUUAUAGUUCGAUCUUUUUAACACUAAAGAUUCAUUAACAUAUAUAAGCAAAAGACCAUACAUAGCUAAAAUACAUUUGUGAGAAACUAAGCCAGCAGGUACAAAACCACCUCUGGAAGAACAGGGAGACAAAGCCCCACCAUGAGGAGACAAACUAAUGCAUAAGAACUAUUUUCUCCCAAAUCCAUCUAACACCAAUUAGCACACAAGAGAAGGACAGUGAUAACCAAAGCCAAGGACAAACCGCAACCAAAAGACCGAGAUGGGGUUUGAGAAAAAUAACUUAUAUUAAACCGAAAAAGCACUCUCCGGCGAUAAAACCAUGUGUCACCCCCAAAAAACCAAAGAGUCACCAGAGAAAAGAAGCGUUAGAGCAUCUUCAACUUCAUUCUAAAAUAUAGUUUGAAGUAAGAAUGUUUUAAUCUACUUUAUUUUUCGUUCUAUAAUAUAAUAAAAAAUAAGUUUACUCUCUAAAUAGAGUAAUUCAUUUAUUUAUUAUUUUUAUUCUAAAAUAUAAUACCACUGAGUCAAAAAUCAUUUCCAUUAUAAAGUUAUUCUAUUUUGAUUUGACCAAAACAAGUUACUAUAUUUUGAAAAAAUAAAGUGAAACAUUAAAGAUGGUUUUAGAGAAAAGUAGAGAGAAUCAGAAGAGAGAGAGAGAGGUUUUGAAAAUGGUGAGUUUGUUGAAUUAUUAAGAUUUGGUUGUGUCAAAGCUCUGGUCUUCUUUCUUCUUUCGUCACACUUCCAUGUUUUAUCAACUCUUUGGGGUCUCGGUCCUCUUUGAGAUCAGCGAGUCUUCUGCUCACCGUCUCACUAUAAGGGAAGCCAAUCGUGUUUUGGUUUCCCAAACCAGAAUCCUGAAGGGUCAAAUUCUCAUGUCUACAGUUUUCAAUAUACAAACCCUAUUGAUUUGAGAAAUCCCCUAUCGGACAGCGUCCAUGUCUUGAUUUUAUUACGUGGCUUCAAACUUUGGAACCCAAGUUUGAGACGGGUUUUAGCCUUACCAGAUCACACCAAACAUAUGCCCGGGCAUUGAGAAGGAAGGACGCUUUCAGAGGUUUCUAUACGAGCAGCUAGUAGUCAUAUCCCUAGUAGCAGCCAUUUAUCCCGCUUCCCUCCGCAUUUCAUCGAGUGGUCAUGCUAGAAACAUAAGUCCAUUUUGUUGGUCUUAUUUAGGGUACGAUCCAUUGCAGGGUAAACACAAGGUAUUAUCUAUAUACCAAGAUAUACAGACUCAGGUUCUUACAUUGGGAGUUCAAGAAUCAUGGAGAACAAUAACCAAAAAUAGCCUUGUACAUUGUACAUAUUUCUCACGUGGGAAAUGCUUCAAUGCAGUUGUGUAUUAUGAAAUGAAGCUCAUGUUGAUGAUCAACGUAUAAUAAUGAGCUUUGAUGUCAAAUCUAAAAACUUCAAUCCGAUAAAUAUCGGAGGGUAUUUCUAAGUUUUUGCAUCAUAUGAUGAUACCUUAUGAGGGAAGGCUAGCCUUAGAUUUUUUUUUUUUUUUUUUUUUUUUUUUUUUUUUUUUAAGUUCUUGUUCUUUAUUCCUUCUUCCUUCCCACAGGGGAUACUGUUUUGAAUACAAGAAAUUGAAGCAACUUAAUUAAAUGACAACCAGAAUGGGUGGCUAAAUAAAUAUAACAAACACAUGUGAAGCUAUGAUUUGGCGAUCAUGAAUUCCAUGGAGCAGACUUUGACUAUGAAUCGAAGUGGCGAAACCAGAGAAGAAGAUAUGUUUCCAAAUGUGGUGAAGGAUGCUGCAAUCGCUGAGGCCUAGAAGAACCUCUUAUCCGAUCUAAUCCAAACAAAUUUGCCUUAAUAAGAACCUUGACCUCUUUGACCAGAAUAUGGGAUGGUUUACUAGUUGAAGUAUGCAGUCUCAAAUUUCUUUCCUUCCACAGCACAUAUAAAAUAGCUUGAACAAGGAGGUAGCAAAUAUCUUUGACUUGAGAAUUACCUGCUGCGGAAGGUAACCAAGAGAUGAUGCCCUCAAAAUCAGCUGGAGGAGAAAAGGCAGGAGAACUGAAAAAUUCGGUCCAUACUUCUUGGGAAUAAGGACAAGCAAAAAAUAUGUGAUCACGGUUCUCGUCCGAAGCAUUACAGAGAAGACAUGACGAAGAAACAUUCAUUCCCCACUGCUGCAGCCUGUCUUUCGUUGGUAACCUAUUGAGGAUUGCCACCCACGAGAGGAAGGCAUGCUUAGGAAUUCUCGUUUUGAACCAGAUUGUCUUGUGCCAAGGAACUGAAGGAGGAGCCGGAUACAGAGUCUCCCAUGUUUUUGAGGCUGCAAAUUGACCAGGCUCCGAGGCAGGGUUGUUCCGCCAUAGAAAAACAUCAGGAAGAUCCAGUGACAGAGAUGGAGGAUUGCUGGGUAAACAAGCUCUGAUGAGCCUUAGUUACUAUGUUGUUUCCCUUUGAUAGUGUUAAUCUCUAUAUUUUGAAAAAUGAAGAUGGACACAGAUGGACACAUCAAAGCCUUAUCUUCAUGUACCUUUUAAGAGCGAAUGGAGAGAUCGUAUAAGUUACAAGCGUGUUACUGAUGCUGGUGAGCUUGUUUUCCCAGACCACAUCGAGAGUCUCUUCUCCAUGCAUGUAAAGCAGCGCCUUCACUUGCUUAUUCCUCUUCAUAUGUUUUUAUUCCUUCCAGUGAUAUUUGAUUUUCAUGAAACAAUAUGAUUAGCUUAUGUGUUUAUAAUAACUUUGUUAUUGUGACAGAACCGUUCAUUCGUCUCAUGUCCGACUUUUUAUUAGGUGAUACAACUAAUUUACGUCUCCUUUCAUAGAUGAAACAUUUGAUUUUUAUCAUAUCGUAUAUAUAAGAUUUUACUCUACUUUUAUUAACGUAUGUAUAUUCCCUUGGGUUAAAAAACAAUUCGAUUUAUUAUUUAAAUAUCAAUACUUAAUUGGUUUUAUUAAUAACUAUAUACCAAAUUUUCUAUUAUGUAGGUUCAACUUAAUUUAAUUUUCACAUAUGUUUCAAAUUUAGAAAUAAAACAAAAAUUAUGUAAAUCAAUAUUGUUACAUAAUAAUGUUUUCAAAAUAAAUUUUGUUACAAAAUAUAAAAUUUAUAAAUUUAUAGUAAUAAUAUUAUACGGGGCUUUUUGCAAA
Molecule: messenger RNA, 5934 nt
Organism: Brassica napus (rape)
Lineage: Eukaryota; Viridiplantae; Streptophyta; Magnoliopsida; Brassicales; Brassicaceae
Product: ethylene-responsive transcription factor ERF087-like
Exons: 1
Coding region: 1852-2577 (241 amino acids)
Biological process (GO): regulation of DNA-templated transcription
Molecular function (GO): DNA-binding transcription factor activity; DNA binding
Source: RefSeq, a predicted model, not a curated record